ACUUAAAUUUAUAUCUAACCUAAAAAUGGGGUUUCUUACAAAAUUACCAAAUUUAUCAAGAACAUGUAUAUUUUUACGUUUCCUCCCCAAACAACAACCGCAAUACAUGUUUAAAUCACCUCAAAUAAUUCAACGCAAAACGAUUACAUCGAGAUUUGUUGCAAAAGAUACCGCAAAUACUUUCAGGAUACAUGAUAAUAUUCCAGCACAUUAUGAGUUAAUUUAUCGAAUUAAAUUGGCUAAAUACAUAUUCUGGGCACAAGUAGCUUCUACAAUUAUCGUUGGAAUUGUAUUGAUUAGUGUGUUAUAUAACGAAACCCCACAAAAUAUUAAUACACAUGAUUGGAGCCAAGAAGUUCGUUUACAUUUAAACAAUGAAGAAAUAAUUUACCUUUCAGCCAUUCUAGGAAUUUGUGUUAUUCUUAACUUUUUUGUUGCUAAACUCCCUGUGCGGGUGUAUUACUACAAGAGAAAUAAACAAUACAUUGCUGUUCGUUAUGGAAAUAUUUUGAAUAAAAUAAAGAAAAUGCAUUUUCAAAGGAAUGAUGUUGUUAAAUUACCUGAAAGUGGUUUUCUUCCUUGGAAAGGUGAUUGGUAUCACAUUAGGAAUCAAACUAAUGUGAUAUUAUUUGAAACAUCAUUUAGAGCACCUUCAGAUCAAAGUAUUUUAUUGGGAUAUCAAAAUGAUGAUGAAGAUGAUUAAUGUGUAAUUGUUUAUUAUAUUUAUUGUUUAAUAAAUCAAAAAUCUUUUGAAA
Messenger RNA from Onthophagus taurus, 755 nucleotides. Lineage: Eukaryota; Metazoa; Arthropoda; Insecta; Coleoptera; Scarabaeidae. The record is from RefSeq and is a predicted model, not a curated record.